AUGGUUUUCUUCCUAGGAUACCUCGCCCAUCGGCGCGAUUGCCGAUUCAAACAGGCAGAGCGUCAGCACGCCAUUGCUUCCCUUCCAGCAGCAUACCAUACCCCUCUCACCUCCUCGGACAUCGCGAUCCUUAACACACCUGUUGCUUCCACCGCCUCCAACGUUCGGGCCGGGGCAUGGAGCGCGAGCGACGUACUCAAGGCUUACGGUAAACGUGCCCUCGAAGCGCACCAGGAAACUAAUUGCCUGACGGAGGUGAUGAUCGGGCGCGCCGAGGCUUUGAUCGCAAGUGCGAAGAAGGGCGGUGGAGUGGCCGAGGUCAACUUCCAAGGCAGUCUUGCCGGCGUUCCAGUCAGCCUCAAGGAUAUUACUGGCGUGGCCGGGUAUGAUGCGUGCAUGGGGCAUUCCAAGUUGGUUGGCAAGCCGUUCAAGAAGGAUGCGGCACUUGUGAGGCUGCUCAAGGAUGCUGGGGCCGUCCCGUUCGUGAAGACAAAUAUCCCCAUCACACUACUCAGCUUCGAAAGCACCAACGACGUAUUCGGCAGGACCUCGAACCCCUUUAAUAAGGCAUACUCGCCAGGCGGUUCCACUGGAGGGGAAUCUGCGUUGCUUGCUUUCGGUGGAAGCCGCAUUGGCAUAGGCACGGACGUCGCAGGAAGCGUCCGGGUACCUUCUCAUUACUCGGGAAUAUACACCAUCAAGUGCAGCACCGGCCGCAUGCCUCGCACGGGGUGCAUGACGACGAUGCCCGGGCAGGAAGGCGUUCCUGCGGUGUACUCACCCAUGACUCGCACUUUGGAAGAUCUAGGAUACUUUCUAAAAAGCAUCGUGGACAUGAAGCCGUGGACAUACGACCACAGCUGCCAUCCUAUCCCUUGGAGAGGUGAAGAGGUGAAGAAGGAGAUGGAGGACGAGAAGCGCGAAAUCCGGUGGGGCGUACUGUGGACAGAUGGUGUCGUGGAUCCAACCCCCGCUUGUCUACGGGCGCUGCAACUGACCGUCGAUGCGCUAUCUGCUCGCGGAGAUUCAAUCAUCAACCUCUCGGACGCGCCGUCGCCUUACCGCGGCCUUCGUGCCGCAUCCAUCCUUCUCAACAACGAUGGUUGCUCUGUUCUGAACUCAUUCUUCCGUUCAUACUUCGAGUGGAAUGACCCCGGCGUGGCUCGUAUGCUCUUCGCCUUCCGCGUCCCUGCAUUCAUCAAGCGCGUCUACGCCUGGCUACUCAGGACCGUCUGGAAGGACGAAAUCUGGGCGGGCCUAGUCGAGAGGUGGAACAGACCGACUACGCCGGAACUCUGGGGGUUGGUGAAGGAGAGGGAAGGCUACAGGGCGGAAUGGUACGAGUACAUGAAGGAGAAGAACGUCGACUACGUUCUUUGCGUCCCCAACGCGGCGCCGGCCGUGCCCGCCGGAGGGAUGUACGACGGCUUCUGUAGCUGUGGGUACACCUUUCUGUGGAAUCUCCUCGACUACUCUGCGGGCGUCAUGCCUGUCACCAACGUCGACGCUGCGCUCGACGCCGUCCCGCGCGAUCUGUGGAAGCGCAUGCCGAACAGCAUCGCCAAGGGCGCGUGGAAGAUGUAUGACGCGAAGAAGAUGGAGGGGCUACCCGUUGGAGUGGAGGUCGUCGGCAGGAGGCUGGAAGAAGAGAAGGUUUUCUGGGGAAUGGAAAGGAUCAAGGAUGCCUUGACCGCGACCGGGGUACAUUUCAAGGGGAUCGAGGUGGCUUGAGGGAGGAGAGGUAUGGACUUCUGUAAACUCUGUGCUUUCUAUGCCGAUGGGACAUCGUGUAC
This is a messenger RNA of Punctularia strigosozonata HHB-11173 SS5, 1793 nucleotides long. Its product is annotated as acetamidase. The record is from RefSeq and is a predicted model, not a curated record. The transcript is spliced from 7 exons. Lineage: Eukaryota; Fungi; Basidiomycota; Agaricomycetes; Corticiales; Punctulariaceae. Bases 1 to 1731 code for a protein of 576 amino acids.